CUCAUUUACAGUGGUAUACUGGGGGGAUCAACAGGAAGGACAACUCAUCGCAUACAAUGCGUUCGUUAUGUUAUUAGUCGAUGGGUUGAAUGCAAUUGGCUCUUUGUCAAGCAUUGGAUAUACUUUUACUACAACUUAUUACUCUAUUAAAAACGCUAUUGGCCAGUAUAACAUGUCCAUGUGACCUUGUUAACGUCGGCAUAUGUUUGCCUAAGGCAUUCGAUCACGUGUCGCCUUUAUGCGUUAAACUCAGUCAACCACUUCUCGAUACAUAUAUACCAGACAUUCAAAUGUUAUUCAAGCAUUUGCAUGCACUUUUACUCUUAAUUUACCUCGUUUAUUCACGCAGAGCAGCUUGAAACGAAGCAGGCGGUGUUCUCUUCUUCAACUAGACAUGUUUAGAUAGCAUUGUAAUGAUCUAUAUGCUAUUUAUUCGGAUUCUUAAAAGGUC
Talaromyces proteolyticus is the source of this 451-nucleotide messenger RNA. RefSeq lists its product as uncharacterized. The coding region runs from base 90 to 359 and encodes 89 amino acids. The transcript has a single exon. The record is from RefSeq and is a predicted model, not a curated record. Lineage: Eukaryota; Fungi; Ascomycota; Eurotiomycetes; Eurotiales; Trichocomaceae.